Trichoderma asperellum CBS 433.97 is the source of this 1158-nucleotide messenger RNA. RefSeq lists its product as uncharacterized. The record is from RefSeq and is a predicted model, not a curated record. Lineage: Eukaryota; Fungi; Ascomycota; Sordariomycetes; Hypocreales; Hypocreaceae.
AUGUGCACCACCAACGUCUACACCUACGUCUACUCAGACGGCCACAAGGAACAGUCUCGCCAGCCCGUCCUCUGCUCCGCAUCUCGCAACGGCAAAGUCUGCUCCCAGAACGUCGUCUUCCAGCACCCCAACCAGUAUAUCCAGCACACCGGCUCAGCUCUGGGAACCUCACCGAGCUCUCCCUACCUCAGCCAGUUCCCGCCAACGCCCACAUACAGCCCGCGAUCCGGCACACCAAACUACCGAUCCGGUGACGAGUCCGACCGAUCGCGCCACAGCAGCUCAUCAAGCUCACGGCGGCGUCGCUCUUCCAGCCUCUACAUCAACGGACAGAAUGUUAUCGACCUGAACCGCCACGACGGAAGCCCACGGCGCGAGCGCAUUGUCUUGGUUGAAGGCCCGCCCACCCCGAGAACCCCUCCUACGGCAUUCAGCUUCGCCAACUUUGCGCCUCCGUCUCCCAAUGCCAGCGCCAAUGCCUCUGCCUCUCCCUCUGUCUACGGCUCUUCUCCCCGGGACUCAAACUCCAGCUUCUCUCGCCGCCCAGUCAUUGUCGAUGACCGGGCCCGCGCUGAGCGUGUCGAGCGAGUGGAGCGACCUCGCAUCGAGAUUGAGAUAGUCGAGGCCGCUCCUUCUUCACACCGAACAUCCAAACACGACCGCCACUCUUCCACCAGCUCGCGCGAGAGCCACGGACGGAACAGCGCCGAUGACGAAGAGACUUCACGGCGCCGCCGCGAGCGAGAGGAGCGACGAGUUGAGAAGGAGCGCGAGGAGGAGGAGGAGCGACAGCGUCGCAUCCGCCUUCGCAUCGCCAAAGCCAAUGCUGAGAUCAACAAGCGCCCUCCAGUGCCGAUGCCGCCUGCACCACUGCGCGCAUCUUCCUUCAAGAACGCUAGCGCUGACGACUCGGUGAAGAAGCUGGCGGAGGGUGUCCGGCGCAUGAGCUUUGAGGAGGAGCGCCGCGAGGAAAAGGCCCGCCACCUCGCUCGCAAACAGGAGCGUCGCGAGGAGGAGGAGACCCAGCGCCUUGAAGACGAAGCCCAGCGCCAGCGCCUGGCCGAUCGCAUCAGCAUGCCACGGCGCCGCUCCACAGUCGGAGGCAGCCGCCGGCACCGCGUCGUCUACGAGGAUGGCGUUGUCUACCGACUUGAGUAG